Diversispora eburnea is the source of this 1536-nucleotide messenger RNA. The record is from the annotation of a GenBank genome assembly. NCBI's taxonomy places the organism in Eukaryota, Fungi, Glomeromycota, Glomeromycetes, Diversisporales, Diversisporaceae.
AUGAUAUUCCAUAAAACACAUUUAUUUCAAAGAAUACUAUUAAUACCUUUUGUAACUGUUUCCGAAACUUCUUUUUCGAGACUUUUAAAUUAUAAACUAAAAUAUGUCAAAAAUGUAAGACAUUAUAAAACAAAUAAUUCUCAAUCACAAGAUACAAUUUUUGCACUAUCUACAGCACAAGGUAAAGCAGGAAUCGCUAUUAUUCGCAUUUCUGGGCCUAAUGCCUCACAGGCGGUGAAGGAAAUGGUACUUAAACAAUCUUUAAAAAAAAAAUUUCCAAUCCCACGUAAAGCCACCGGAAGAUUUAUUGUUCACCCAAUUACUGGUGAAAUGCUGGAUCACGGGCUAGUCUUGUGGUUUCCAGAUAUUGCAGAGUUUCAUAUACAUGGUGGUACUUCGGUGGUAAGGGGUGUUUUAGAUGCACUUGGUAGUAUUGAAGGGUUUAGGCAUGCUGAAUGUGGUGAAUUCACUCAUAGAGCCUUUGAUAAUGAUAAACUUGAUCUCACUGAAGUUGAGGGAAUUGCUGAUUUGUUGAAUGCUGAGACUGAAGCACAAAGAAGAUUAGCUUUACGACAAGCUCAGGGAGGACUAAAACAUUUAUAUGAUACUUGGAGACAACAGUUAAUUGAAAAUAUGGCAUUAGUUGAAGCAGUAAUUGACUUUGGUGAAGAUGAAAAUAUUGAAGAUGAAGUGUUAAAUCAAGUGAAUGAAAGAAUAAAACAUUUGGUGAGUAUAAUACAAAAUCAUAUGAAUGAUAACCGUAGAGGUGAAAUUUUACGGGAUGGCAUACAUGUGACUAUUAUGGGUCCUCCCAAUGUUGGAAAGAGUAGUUUUUUAAAUUAUUUGGCUCAGAGACAAGCUGCAAUUGUAUCACCUAUCCCUGGCACAACAAGAGAUGUAAUUGAAAUUUCCUUAAAUAUCGGUGGUUAUCCAAUUAUUAUUGGUGAUACUGCCGGAUUGAGAAAAUCUGAUGAUAUUAUUGAAAUGGAGGGAAUUAUAAGAGCCAAAAAUCUCAUACUUUCUGCUGAAAUAAAAAUAUGCAUUCUCUCAAGUGUUGAUAUCUUUAAUUCAAAGAAUAAUAGUUUAUUUAAUUUAGAUCCAAUGACUUAUAAUGCUAUGGACAAAAAUACGAUCCUUAUUCUAAAUAAAACUGAUCUAUUAAAUAAAACUGAACUAUCCUAUUUAAAAGAAAUAUUUACAGAAGUAGUUCCUACAAAUUAUAUUUUUUGUUUGUCAUGUGUCACUGGGGAAGGUAUUAAAGAAUUUCUAGAAUUUUUUGUAACCUCUUUAAGACACAAAUAUGAUGAUUCCACCUCCCAAGUUGCAUUGAUCACUCAAGCUCGACACCGUGAACAUCUUAAUGAAUGUUUAAAAGGUCUACGGAAUUUUCUUGGUAGGCUUCAAAAUGAUUUAGUCCUAGCAGCAGAAGAAUUAAGACAUGCGACUAACGCAUUAGGAAAAAUCACUGGUCGAGUCAGCGUUGAUGAAAUAUUGAAUAACAUUUCGAAAGAUUUUACCAAUGAAUUUCAACAAUGA